This is a messenger RNA of Pedinophyceae sp. YPF-701, 2544 nucleotides long. NCBI's taxonomy places the organism in Eukaryota, Viridiplantae, Chlorophyta, Pedinophyceae. The record is from the annotation of a GenBank genome assembly.
AUGCGCAAGGAGGAACCGGAGAAGUCGCGCUUCGCGCACUUCCUCCAGCCCGUGCGGGACCUGGCGGCGAACUGGUCGAUCGACAUCGCGGCGGACCUCGAGGACUACCUCGAGGAGCUCGAGUCCUUCGUGUUCGCGAUCGGGGACGGCGGGGACUGCCGCCAGCUGAACUUCGCGGAGGCUGCAUUGGUCAUCCAAGGCUCUGCGCACGUCUGGGGCAAGAAGGUCGAGUACCUCCACGACCUGGUCCACCAGGCGAUUGCGUACAUCAACGGGCGCCGCCGCAAGGACAAGGGCGCCGGAAACAACCGCGGCGGAAAGGGCGAAGGCGAGCUCCGGGACGCGCCGUGGGACGAGGAAGAGAACUUCUUGACUCUCGAUGACGCAAUCGAGGAGGGAGACACCGGCGCCAUUGAUCUUGACGACGACGACGAUGCCGACGCUGACGCCGUCGGGCGACGCAAGGCGGAGCCUUCGAUCCUCUCGCUGCUCCAGCUCGGGGACGGCCAGGGCGAGGACGGCGGGGCCGCGCGCAUGUCCGCCUGCCCCGUCCACCUGCCCUCCGGCGCCCUGCUAAUCGACGAGCUCGAGGGCAAGACCUUGGAUGAGCACAUGCAGCGGGUGUCUCCGCCGGCGGACGACGCCGCGACCGCCGCGGCGCCGGAGGCCGCGCAGGGGUCGCCGUCGCUCGCCCCGAUGACCUUCGGCAGCCCCGUGUUCGGCUGCGUGGAGGCGGGGGGGGUGGCGGGGGCGGACGGUGCCGCCACGCCGGCGCCGGGCGGUGCAGAGGGCGGGCUGAACCUCGGGGGCGGCGCGGAGGGGUGCGUUGCGGCGACGCCCGGGUUCGGGUCGGACGGGGGGUUCGCGGAAGAGGGGGGCUUCGGAGAUGGCGACGGCGAUGACGGCGGUGCGGUGAGUCCGCGGCUGGAGGGGGAGGAGCGCGCGGCGGCCGCGGCGGGGGCGGAAGACGAGGAGGACGAGGAGGAGGACCCGUGGGAGCCGCUGGAUCCCGACGAGGAGAGCGCGACGAUGAAGAACAAGCCGUACCGCAAGGGUGCGGCUCGGAUGUGGUCGCGGCCCCGCGGUAAGGCCCCGUCCGCCGACGCCCCCGUCCCGACGGCCUCGGCCGACGGCGUCGCGGCGGUGCUGGCGUGGAUGCGGCCUACGGGAGGCGCCGGGGGGGCCCUGGCGUCGCGCGACAUGGCGUACGCGUUCGCCAAGCUGCGCAAGGACACGCGCGCGCGCCGGAGCGAGUCCUCGCGGGGCGUCCGGCAGGCCACCGGGGAGGUGGUGGAGCCUGACAUGGCCGACGACGACGGGGGGGGGUUCGAGGAAUUCGGGGGCUUCGGCGACGACGGCGGCGACGACUGGCCGGGCUUCGCGACGGAGGAGCGCGCGCUGGAGGGCGACCUCGUCCACGACCUGGAGCCGCUGCCGGAGAUGGAGGUGGGGGGGAGUUUCCUGCUGGGGCGCAUGGGGGGGGUUUCGGCGGCCGGUCCGUCCCCGCAGGCCGGGGAGCGGACGCCCGGGGGGUCGACGCCGUACACGAAGCUCGUGGAGCGGUACCUCUCGGACAUGCAGUCGCGUGCGGCGGCGGAGCAGCGCCUGACUCAGUUGCAGCGCAACGUGGACACGUGGCGGGCCAAGGUGGAGCCGGCGCUCGAGGAGCAGGACCGCCGCGGGCCGUUCGACCUCCACGACACCGCGCGCGGGCUCGUGGAGCGCCUCGCGCGCGUGACGGUCGCGGAGGAGGACGUCGCAGAGCGCAUGGUGGCAAGCGCGGACGCGGAGGAGGCGGCGAGGGGCGUGCGCGGGUGGCUGCGCGACAACGGCAAGCCGGAGCACGUCCCGUUCGCGUCGAUCGUGGAGGGCGAGGGGCGGCACGGCGUCGCGCGGGCCUUUGCCUCGCUGCUGCAGCUGUGCAACGCGCGCAACGUCGACAUCGUGAUCGACGACGGCGCGGCGGACGACGCGGCCCCGGCCGCCGCACGCGCGCCGCGGGCGGCCGCCAAGCAGCCCGCGGUCAUGAAGGGUGUCGCAGGCCCGUCAGACCUCAAGUUGUAUUUCCGGUCGUGCCGGAACCCUGGACACGACCUGGGCUCGGACGACGUCGCGGCAGGCGGGAUCCUCGGUGCGCCGAAGCGCGUGGAGGCUCGCGUCGACCCCGUCGAGCUGGAGGUGUUCGAGGCCGCGCGACGCGCGCGCGAGGAGGACUGGAGGGGUGUGGAGUCGGAGGCGGAGGUGGCGGCGAAGGACCAGGCGCGCGUGCAGCUCGGGGGGCGCCCUGCGCGUGGCGGCGGCCGGGGCAGGGGCCGCGGGCGUGGCCGCGGAGCCAAGGUGGCGCGCGUGGACGAGGGCGGCGAGGGAGAGGGCGCAGACGACGCGGUGGCGCGCGGGGCGGCGAAGAAGCAGCCUCUUGGACAGCGGAAGAACCUGCCGAAGGAGAGCGGGGCCGCGGCGGCGAGCAAGGCGGCGGGCGGCGGGGCGCAGGUUGAGGGCGCGUCGCCCGCGGCGGUGAAGACGAAGAGGGCGAGGCGGGGCUGA